Limanda limanda (common dab) is the source of this 2215-nucleotide messenger RNA. RefSeq names its product zinc finger MYM-type protein 1-like. Gene Ontology annotation, molecular function: protein dimerization activity. NCBI's taxonomy places the organism in Eukaryota, Metazoa, Chordata, Actinopteri, Pleuronectiformes, Pleuronectidae. The transcript is spliced from 3 exons. The record is from RefSeq and is a predicted model, not a curated record. The coding region runs from base 4 to 2139 and encodes 711 amino acids.
ACGAUGGCCGCCGGAGCACGGCAAAAAACAGCAGGUCAGCUUCCACACUCGAUCCAAGCUCUUCUCCGGGACCCGUUCGAGAGGAGACCCCUGGACGAGCAGCUGCAGAUCAAGGAGAGCGGACCCGACCACCCGGACCUCACAGUCCGCCUUCCCGCCGGGGGGACAGGUAGAAAGAAGAGCAGCCGGGGGUUCUCCCGGAAGUGGUACCGCCGGAAGGCUUGGCUGGCGGGAUGCGGCCACUUGAACGCGUUCUUCUGCUUCCCGUGUUUACUUCUAAAAACCGCCGGAGCGGACACGGCCUGGACGGUCACUGGAAUCCAGAACAUGAAGAACCUCUCCGAGAAGAUCCGGAACCACGAGUGUUCGCGGGCGCACCUGGUGAACACCAUGGAGCUGGCCAUGCUGGGGACAGGGGGCGUGGCCGAGCAGCUGGAUGAAGGCCACCGGGCCCGGGUGAGGAGACACAACGAGGAGGUGCUGAAGAACCGGAUCAUUCUGUCCAAGAUGGUGGACUGUGUCCUCUGCUGGGUGUUCGAGCUGGACUCGGUCCUCCACUGGGACCAGGACUCCUCCGGCCCGGGGCUGGAAGGUCCCGUGUCCUCCUGGGACUCCGUGCUGGAGGAACAUCUGAUGAAGGCCACCGUGUUCAAAGGCUCCUUGAGGACGGUGCAACAGGAGCUGCUGGACUCCAUGCUGUCCGUGCUGAAGGACUGCAUCCUGGACGAGGUGCACAAGGCAGAGUACCUGGCCAUCCAGGUGGACGAGACCACCGACGUGUCCCCCCAGGGCCAGGUGGUGCUGGUGCUGCGGUACAUCGACCUUCACAACACCGUCCAGGAGCGGUUCUUCGACUUCAUCUCGCUUGCCAACCCUGACUCGAUCUUCUCCUCGCUGCUGGAGAAGCUGAGGACGCUGUUGCCCGAGGGCCAGGAGUGCCGGCUGAUCGCCCAGGCCUACGAUGGAGCUGUUAGAUGGAGCUAUGUUGAAGUCCUGGAGGUCUAUGGUAAUGCACACUACGUCCACUGCUAUGCCAACUAUCUGGACGUCAUCGCCCAGCAGGCGACGUCACGUAUCCCCCGGGUCAGAGCGUUCUUCUCAGACCUCGGUGGGUUCUCUGAGUUCUUCUCCAGGUCCUGCAAGAGAACUGCAGCGCUGGAGGAAGUGGUGGCACGCAGACUUCCCAGAUCUUUAACAACCAGGUGGGACUUCCACAGGCAUGCUCUACAGCUUGUGUACGAGCACCAGGACGACCUCCUGCUGUGCUUCCAGACCAUCAGAGACUCCAGUCACUUGGAUCCUCAGACUGUCAGGGAGGCCGGGGGCUUCGUGCGGAUGCUUCAAGACGAAGAUUUCUGCUUUUUCCUGGCGUUGUUUCACAGGAUCAUGCCCCACGUGGACACGCUGUUCAAACAGUGGCAGAAGAUGAACCUCACAACACGUUACUCGGACGUCAUCUCAGGAAUCCUCCAGAGCUUCACCGACAACAUGCAAAAGAUCAGGGACUCCUUUCCUUCUGUGCAUGGGCAGGCCAGUGGGUCUGUGCAGGAGCAGCCCAUGAAGAAGAGGAGGACACUCGGACAAGGAGAACGCCAGCAGUUGGCUACAGUGAUAUGCGAUAUCGUUUUGAGCGAUGCCAAGGAGCGGUUCUCUUUCACCACUCACCUCAUCAGCGCCACCCUCUUACAAGGAGACCUGUUCCCAGAGCACGACAGGAGGUUCCCAGAUUCAGCACUAGACGCCACAGUGGAGGCCUACCCCAUGUUGAGCAAGGCCAAGCUGAAAACAGAGCUAUCCCUUAUAUACAAGAACAAGGAGUUCCGAGCCUGCAGGGGGGCACUGACCCUGUUCCUGUUCUUCAUGGAGAACAACCUCCAGGACACCUUCACUGAGACGGUCAGUCUCCUCAGAAUCCUGAUCACUACACCCAUGACAUCAGCAGAGUCAGGGAGGUGCUUCUCCACCUUAAAACGGAUCAAAACCUUCCUGAGGAACACCAAGACACAGGAACACCUGAAUGCUCUGGCUCUGCUCUCCAUGGAAAAGGAACUAGUCCGAAACAUUCCGGACUUCAAUAACAGGGUCGUUGAGAGAUUUGCUAAUCAGAAGGCCCGAAGGGCAAAAUUCCUGUUCAAAUAAGAUGUCACACACAGACACACACAUGUUCCCCUGACCCACUGUGCCUUUUAAUAAAGUUUUACUUCAUAAGAAAUCC